UAAUUAGGUCAGGCCGGCCCUUUACUGCUGACAGUGCUAGGGUGGCCAAAAAAAGCCGUUCGGGUCGGAGGAGUGCAGGGAGGAGAGGGGGUUUGGCGUGGAAGCAGCUAAAAUGGCCAGCAAAGUGGCAGAUUUGUUGUACUGGCGAGAUGUGCCUAAAACGGGCCUGGUGUUCACAGGACUAGUGGUUGGCCUGGCUUGUCUGUUCCAGCUCAGUGCCAUCUCUGUGCUGUCCAACCUGGGCCUGGGCAUCAUGGCCUUCACUCUCCCCGUGUGCCUCCUCUACAAAGCCAUGACGGUGGUCCACCUCAGUGAUGGAGAACAUCCCUUCCAGUCCUAUUUGGAUGAGGACAGCACUUUGACAGAUGAGGACACAGUUCGUGUUGUGGAGAAGAUCGUUCUCCUGAUCGCCACUCUCAUCACAGAGCUGAAGAGACUGUUCUUCGUCGACAGCAUUGUGGACUCAGUGAAGUUCAUUGUGCUGCUGUACCUGUUGACUUAUGUGGGGGCCCAAACCAAUGGUCUUACUCUUGUGAUUUCUGGUGUGAUUUGUGCUUUCUCUCUGCCUCUGGCCUACAGACUUCAGCGGGAACGGAUCGACAAGAUUAUCAAAGCAGUCAAAUUAUUAGUGACGAGAGUCACAGAGAUGGUUGAGCUUGUGGUGUCGUUGGCCAAACCUCCUCCAGCUCCGGCUCCUGCGCCCUCCCCUGCUCCUACUCCCAAACUAAAGCUCAAGGCUAAAUGAGCAGGAUGAGGAAUUGAAGGCAGAGAGUGAGUGAGGGAAAGAAUAAGGAGAGACAGUCUUACUGUGUCCAUGCUCUUACAGUUAGGGCCUCUUUGCGGGGUGUAAGAUGAAGUGUGAGGUACCGAAGGGUCUUGACUGAAAGACUGGAGAGUUAUUUCUUAAAUAUCUUAUGGUGCUCUGACUUUAUUAUAUUUUACUAUUAGAUUUCAGCAACUUGUGUCUGUGCUGGUUCCUAAUGAACACUUUUGGAAAUGAAGGUACAAAACUGUCACUGGGGCAGUACCCCUCUUGUCACUGGGGUGGUACCCUCAAGGGUACAUCUCUGUACCUUUAGUCAGGGAACAUAAUUGUACCAUAAUCCACUGAAAUUCUAUUUUUUAAAUAUUAGGUUAUGAAAAGAUACACAUUUGUACUUUUCCACAAUUGGACCUUAAAACCACUGUUGUACCUUUGAGGGUACAUUUACAUUGUACCUUGAUGAACAGAAAUGUACUGGCACAGCACCUUUAUUUCUAACAGUGAACCACCAUGAAACAGUAACAGCUGAUCUAAGAGGAAUUAAUGUGAAACCACUGUCAAUCCAUGUAACUACAUAAUGCAACUGUAACAUGAUUAAAGAUUUACAUUUGAUUAAAGAAAUCUUUUUCACUUGGCAAUAACA
This is a messenger RNA of Colossoma macropomum (tambaqui), 1406 nucleotides long. It is a transcript of the gene rtn2b, whose product is annotated as reticulon 2b. Lineage: Eukaryota; Metazoa; Chordata; Actinopteri; Characiformes; Serrasalmidae. The record is from RefSeq and is a predicted model, not a curated record. The transcript is spliced from 7 exons. The coding region runs from base 113 to 745 and encodes 210 amino acids.